This is a messenger RNA of Hordeum vulgare subsp. vulgare (domesticated barley), 3161 nucleotides long. RefSeq names its product pentatricopeptide repeat-containing protein At5g27460. The transcript is spliced from 3 exons. The coding region runs from base 40 to 1467 and encodes 475 amino acids. Gene Ontology annotation, cellular component: mitochondrion. NCBI's taxonomy places the organism in Eukaryota, Viridiplantae, Streptophyta, Magnoliopsida, Poales, Poaceae. The record is from RefSeq and is a predicted model, not a curated record. Gene Ontology annotation, molecular function: protein binding.
CACCACAAAGCAGUCCACGAGAGGUACCGAGCCCGCCCGAUGGCCAUGGCCGCUGCUGUCGCGCGCCGCCUCCUCCGCCUGCUCUCCUCGCGCCCGAACCCUAAGCCCGCCUCCCUCUCCUCCUGCUCCUCCCCCUCCCCCUCCUUCGACACCCCGGCCACCGCCGGCGAGCGUGAGGGCGACCCCCUCUCGUGGCGCCUCCUCCGCCUCCGGUCGCCGGGCGCGGCGGCCGCCGCCAUCGACAGAUGGGCCCAGGAGCGCGGCCGCGUCUCGCGGCCGGAUCUCCAGCGUGCCGUCUCCCAGCUCCGCCGCGCGCGCCGCUACGGCCACGCCCUCGAGAUUUUAUCAUGGAUGGACUCACGCAAAGAAAUUAAACUAUUACCAUUGGAUCAUGCAGCUAGACUGGACUUGAUUGCGAAAGUGCACGGUACUUCUCAAGCUGAGGAAUAUUACAACAAAUUACCAAACUCUGCUUCAAGGGAAGCUGCCUCAUUCCCUAUGCUCCAUUGCUAUGUCGCUGAAAGAAAUGUUCAGAAAGCAGAGUCCUUUAUGGCUAGCCUGCAGAGCAUUGGGCUGCCCGUCGAUCCUCACUCGUUCAAUGAAAUGAUGAAACUCUAUGUUGCAACAUGUGAGUAUGAGAAGGUGUUUAGUGUAAUCGAUCUGAUGAAACGCAACAACAUUCCCAGGAAUGCUCUCUCAUAUAACCUUUGGAUGAACGCAUGUUCUGUCUCUGAUGUUACGUCUGUACAAUCAGUCUUCAAGGAGAUGGUUAAUGAUGGUACGAUUGAGGUUGGUUGGAGCACAUACUGUACAUUGGCCAACAUCUUCAUGAAGCAUGGACUGAAUAGUAAAGCCCUGGCUUGCCUUAGGACGGCCGAAACAAAAUUAUCAACAGCACAGCGCUUAGGAUAUUCCUUUGUAAUGACAUGUUAUGCAGCUCUGGGUGACAGCGAUGGGGUUAUGAGACUGUGGGAGGCUAGUAAAUGUGUCCCAGGUAGAAUCCCCAGUGCAAACUACAUGAGUGCUAUUUUAUGCUUGAUCAAAGUCGGCGACAUUGACCGGGCUGAGUGGAUUUUUGGAAGCUGGGAAGUGGAGUGCAGGAAGCACGAUGUGCGGGUUUCAAAUGUUCUUCUCGGUGCUUAUGUGAGGAACGGGUGGAUUGAAAAGGCUGAGAAGCUUCAUCUCCACAUGCUAGAGAAAGGCGGACGCCCAAACUACAAGACAUGGGAAAUAUUGAUGGAGGGAUUUGUUCAGACUAGGCAGAUGGAUAAAGCUGUCAAUGCCAUGAAGAAAGCUUUAUCUUUGAUGAAGGGCUGCCAUUGGAGACCUCCACUGAAACUGGUUGAGGCCAUCGCAACGUUCUUCGAGGAGCAAGGAAAUACGGACGAUGCAAACAGGAGACUUGUAUGUACGAAGAGAACAAAGUUAGCGGGAUUGAUCCGAUGCGUGACAAGUACACGCACAUGACACAUGACACCUCGAUUUGAUGGCAACAAGACCGACAUAGGAUGCACUGAAGCUAGGUGGAACAAUCUGUGCCUCUGUUUGGCUAGUACAGUAGUACGGGCGUGUUGAAAGAAGCUACAUCGCUGGCGUAUCAGUUGACACCGCUGCAUGUGGACCUGCUCAAUUGUUGAAAGGAAGAUAUCAUGGUGCGCGGGGGAUUCCUUGAAGUCGCUUCUUUGUUGCUUUGAUGUCCCCAAGAAGCGGAGGAUUCUAUCUGAUUGUGAUUUUGUGCUUCUGUUGACUUUGUUCUUUGGCGCAUUGUGUUCUGAUAUUGUUAUGGUGUUAUUUGGUGAUUGUGGUGCUAUCAGAUUUUUGACCUGUGAUAGAUGUUUCGAGGUCGAGCAUCUAUAGUGGUUUACUAGUAGUACCCCAACUCGCUCUCUCUUUCCUACUUUCUUGCUUUAGUAUGUUGCUUAGCAGUGUUGGAGAUGGUUGUAAUAAGGAUGAAAACUCUGUUAUCUUUCUGUUGAGUGAUUAAUGGAAAAGGUGAUGCCUGGUCCAGAGGCGGAUGUGCAGGUUGCAGGAAGAGGAUAAGUUGGAGAUGAUUGUAAUAGGGAUGAAAGCGUCCAGCACGGUAGGAAACUCCGUUGAGAACCCUAUGGUUAGAUUUUUGGAAGCUGAGAAGGGGAGUGCAGGAAGCAUGAUGUGCGGGUUUCAAAUGUGCUUAUGUGAGGAAUGGAUGAAUUGAAAAGGCUGAGAAGCUUCAUCUCCACAUGCUAGAGAAAGGCGUGCACCCAAACUACAAGACGUGGGAGAUAUUGAUGGCCGGCCUUGUUCAGUGUAGGCAGACGCCAAUGCCAUGAAGAGCUUCCACUGGAGACCUCCACUUUAAACUGGUUGAGGCCAUCGCUGCAUUCUUCGAGGAGCAAGGAAAUGCGGACUACACAAACAUGUACAUUAAGAUUCUUCAAAAGUUUAACUUGACAAGCUUUCCCCUGUACAAGUCCGUGCUUCAAGCAUAUAUUAAAGCGGAUACCGUGCUCCAACAAACAUUUCGAAGAUGAUAGCAAGAUAUGGCAUUGUUAUGGACGAAGAAAUGGGCCACUUGAUCAUAUGUGUGCUAGCAUGAUAGACAUCACAGGCAACGUGCAACUAUGAAAUCUAACAACCUGUAACCCAGUCGCAUGGUAAAUAGCAAUUUAGCUGGCAUGGCAAAAUAGAACUGCAGAUUAGACCGAGAACAUCACAUGACAAAACAACAUUUCGUUAUUCAGAAGGCAAGGUUAAUUUGUGGCUUUGCUUCGUGAAGUGAUUGUUUCUUAACAAAGGAUGAUUAUAUGCUUUUAUUGUGGAGGAUUAUUGUUGUAUGUAUGUAGACAAUCCUGGGGAAUUUGGAGUGCGUCAUACUUAUACAAGAACGGGAUAAGGUGGUUCUUAUAGCUUUAUAGGGAUGAGUAGUGUUCUACUUCCGUGGGAUAUAUUUUCCUUUUUUUUUUCAAGACUUGUUGUCUCCAAGUACUGUAGUUAUUCAUCUUCAAUAUCAUCCCUGAAGUUUAGUGAAACUAGGUAACAUUAGUUGUAGUUGGCUUGCCUUUUUUUCUUUGUAAUAAUGAAUUGCAUUCGCUAGGUGUGUCACCUUUUAUUCUUGAUCUUGGUACACAGUUUUGAAGGGCAAUACCAUUCUACCUACUAAGGAAAUUCAUUAUUCGUUUAAA